Messenger RNA from Cynara cardunculus var. scolymus (artichoke), 757 nucleotides. Its product is annotated as immediate early response 3-interacting protein 1-like. Gene Ontology annotation, cellular component: endoplasmic reticulum membrane; COPII-coated ER to Golgi transport vesicle; Golgi membrane. NCBI's taxonomy places the organism in Eukaryota, Viridiplantae, Streptophyta, Magnoliopsida, Asterales, Asteraceae. The record is from RefSeq and is a predicted model, not a curated record. Gene Ontology annotation, biological process: endoplasmic reticulum to Golgi vesicle-mediated transport. Bases 117 to 350 code for a protein of 77 amino acids. The transcript has 3 exons.
CUCAGAUUUUCAUCCAUCAUCGACACGAUUCACGAUUUCCCGCUGAGUCAAACCGGAACUCGAUCUUCCUCAUCGUCAUUCUACAACACUGAUCGGAGGUGCAAUUGAUUCAGGAGAUGGGUUUGUGGACUUUACUGGAGGGUUGUCUGCUUAUUGCCAAUGCAUUAGCAAUAUUAAACGAGGACCGUUUCCUAGCACCCAGAGGUUGGAGCUUUCAGGAGUAUUCCGGGGUUAAAAGGAAUUCGCUCAAAGGACAGAUCAUCGGUCUCAUUUACGCCACCCAGUACUUACGAGUUCUUCUUAUGAUCCUCAACUCCCUUUGCAUUGUCGUAAAGCUUGUUUCUGGUUGAUUAUGGAAAUGGAGAUGCAUAUACAAUGAGUAGGAAGUUAAGUUUUAUGUUUUUUUUUGCUUUUGUUUGUAUUGUUUUUGGUUCCUUGUAUCUGGAUUUACAAAUUUCAAGCGUACUUGUUUUUCUCUCUUUCACAAGCCGACAGUUUUCAUAGAAACAACUGCUCUACUAUAUAAGGUAGAGGUCAGGCAUGCAUGCAUCUUACCGGAUCACAGGAAGUUGAUUUUUUCCACCAAAAGGUCAUUGACCGAACGUUAUCUUGGGUUAUGUAUAGGUAGAUCCUAAAGGGGUUCAAGAACAGAUGUUAAUGUUGAGAGGGGUAAAAGGGUAAUUUUUGUUUGGCAGGUUUGCAUUUCCCUCAUUCCAUGAGCAAUAAUAAUGAAAUGAGGAGGUACAUUGUUAGUUCU